AACUUUGCUUUCUCAAUGGCGGCCGAUCGAUUAUUUUGUGAUGGGUAGGAGAAAGAUACUUAUUAGAUUCAUGUAGUUUUUAUAUUAAAUUUAAGUAGGUUAAUUGUAAAAGUAUGUGAUAGUAAUAUUUUCUGUGAAAAUAGCUGAACAAGUAAUAUAAUAAUGGCAGCAAAAACAUCGGAUUGGCGACCGGGUCCCACUGUGUGUCGUUGUUGUCUCGCAGAAGGGUGCUAUAAAGACAUUUCUACUGAAUAUUUUUGGAUGGGUAAACGGGAAGUUUACGCGGAAAUGCUUGCCGAGACCUUUGAUUUAAGUAUUGCAUAUUCACAAUCAGGCGGGCCCAAUAGCAACAGCCGUCUAAUCUGUGAACCUUGCAUUUCCCGGUUGCGAGAUGCCGCCGACUUUAAGAGGCAGGUGGUUGAAUGUGAGAAAAUGUUCCUACAGCAUCUGGAUCCGAGCAGUUCAAGCUUAUCUGCUAUUGAGAUUACAGCCGAGGAAGUGGAAGAGGAAAAAGAAUUAAAAAUUGAACAGGUGAAGGAGGAAAAGCUAGGCAGCGAUGAAGAUUUCGAUGAUGGGCCCCAUUUCGGCGAUGAUGAUGACGAUGAUCGUAAGUUUUUUCUACUGACAUUAGCGCUCGCGCUGUAAAAGCGAACCGGGUUCGGUCCCCGCCGUCACCAAUGAAAUUAUAAAUUACUUAUUUACCACAUAACCGACAGUCAGGAAAAUAAACAUCGUGAGGAAACCUGCAUAUGUAAUAAGUUUAAAAAAAGUCCGAAGACAUGUGAAGUCCGCCAAAACUCUCCGGAACAGCUCAGCAGCCUCAAUGCUCUAAAACCCUCUCAGAAAUAAAAGGAGGUUUGUAGUGGAGUAUUGCCAGUAGAGUAAGUGAAAUGCACACUGUCCAUCUGAUGGUAUGUGGAUGCUGUGGUCCAUAGACACCUACAUCUCUCCUCGAUUAAGAGCAAAAAUGUAACGUCGCUCGUCACCCUUGAGGUCCAAGAUGGAAUGUCUCAGUAGUCUUUGCUAGUAACAGGGUCUCCGGUUCUCUACACUCACUAUACGAUACGCAGCAGCUAUUAUUGCUGCUUUAAAUCUUUCUCACGUGUUUUCCAUGUUGGUAACUUUCCUUCUUCUUUUUAGGAUUCCCUACCCAAAGGGUAACCAACGGGACCCUAUUACUAAACCUCAGCUGUCGCUCCGUAUGUCCGUCCGUCUGUCAGCGGGCUGUAUCUCAUAAUCCGUAAUAGGUAGACGGUUGAAAUUUUUACAGAAUGUGUCUUUUGCCACUAUAACAACAAAUAAUAAAAAUAAAACUAAAUUAAAAAUGGCACCCCUACUAGAAACGUGUAUUACGAUGGUACGGUACCCCUCAUGCUCGAGUCCGACUCGCACUUGGCCGGCUAUUUAUCGAUCUGUAAAAGUUCAUUGUUCAUUGGGGUCCGUCUUUCAUUAUAGAGAGCAUUUGCUUUAAUCGCCACGCUGCUGCCAAUGUUGCUGGUCUGGAUAGUUUAUGUCUCAUGUGAACGAAAUGGUAUACCACCAGCUUUCAGAAGCCAGAGGAUCUUUCUGUGCCGUAACUACUUUUAACGACACCCAAGGGACGGAUUGGGGUGAAAUAUUCUACCGUCCUCUUCUGUGGUGGUGACUACAUGUUCAGUAACUUGUGUUACAUCUUAAUCAUAUUUUAUUCAAAGUCAUAUACUUUAGUUUUGGAACGAAGUUCUUUAUCGGACAGUACGGAUUUGGCGGAUGGGGGCUAGGCGACAAAAAGUAAGAUUUUUCCGUCACUAACACUACUGUCACGGUGCAGACGGCUAUAAGGAAGCGAGAUGGAAGAAUAUCUAUCUCCGUCGCACUUUUUCUUAUCUUGUCAUGAAAGAAAUAUUAUUUUAAAUGACGCUUCAUUUUAAUAGACGCUAAUAAAUCAUUUAUUUGUAUUUGUCAAUCAAUAAUAUAGUGCGUUUAUCAAUAAUAAUAUACUACGAAAGGAACUUCGUUCCAACCGAGUGUUCUACGACACUCACCCAUGUUUUUUAUAAUAAACAUUACUCUCACAUUAGGAUUUUCUCCAUGUGCCUCCAUUCAAUCCCAUGUGCCUGAUGAUGCCCUCGCACUCGCACUGACUUAGUGCCAAUUGUUUGUGUUCCUUUUUUUUAAUAAACAUAAACAUUCACACCUGUCACUCAGAGGAAUAGGCAGAGACUAUGGAGUUCCAUUUGGCACGAUCCCGACACACCUCUUUCGCAUCCUCCACAUCUAUAUACCUACGCAUACACCCUCGUCGGGUAAAAGUUUUUUUUUUAUAGGAUUAGGGUGAUAAACAAGCACACAGUCCACCUGAUGGUAAGUGGUUGCUGUGGCCCAUAGACAUCUACGUCUAUCUUCGAUUACGAAUCAAAAUGCAGAUGCGUUGUCACCCGUGAGGACUAAGAUGGAAUGCCUCUUUUCCAGUAAAAAGGGUCUCCGGUUUUCUACACUCACCAUCCGAAACACAGCAGGGUUAAAUUGCUAUUUUACGCUGGUAUUCUGUGAGAGCGUGGUCCUUCCCCGGUCGAGCCGACCCAUUCGUGCUACAAAUAUACUAAUAUAUAAUAUAGCUGCAGCAUGGCUCUACCACAUAAUUAACAGUGCUUUUAACGGAAGUACCAUUAACCAAUCCAACUAAGCUUAAAAUGCUUGUGGUAGGAGUGGUUCACGACAGUAUUCGAGUGGCAGAUUCGAACUCACCAGUUUUGAGUUUCGCAGUCUGUAUCCUUCUGGUUCAAAUGUGUGGUAUGUUCUUAAUAUAGGAAAAACAGACCCUGGAAAAUUAUUACACUUCGUUGCUAUAUGUGUUACGAAAGACUAAGUACAGCCUUUAGUUCAAAUGUGUGGAAUGUUCACAAAAAAGGCCUCUAUCCCUUAUAUAACAAUAUAUUUAUUUAUUUAUUGAAACUAAAGUAACAACUAUCAUGACAGGAAUUACCUAACGUACUGUCACAUAUUUCUUUUCAUGAGUAACAAAAAUGUGGUCAUUAACUGUACUAAUUGUAAACAAUCCUAGUCUAGUGAAUUUACUCAUGGUGCAACAGAAUAGGUCAAUGUCAUUGUACGAAUUCAUCAUUAAUGUCAAUGUAUAUGUACACUUAAUACUAUAAUUUAGUAAUCUAUUAAAGAUUGCUGUUUCCUUAGUAGUGAACUUCAACAGAUUUAAGAAUUUGCACUGCUGUAGCGUUCAUUAAUAUAGCUGUAUUUUUACUAACAUGCAUUUAUAACUAGUGUAUUUCCAUUUUAGUUGACGAUCAACCGUUAACAAAACUGGCUAGUAAGCUCCCAAAAAAGGAGUCUGUGGAUCUGUUAGACCUUAUCGAUAACGCCAAAGUGGCGGAAAAGCGAAAGUCAACGGUCAAAGUAAAAGCGACGCCCAUCAAGAAAGUAAAACUGAAAAAGGAGACCAAAGCAUCGGCCAGUAAAGCUAAACCGGAGAAGAAAAAGAAAGACGAGACGGAAGAUGCUGUGCGUAAGAACGCGGAAACGCUCGUACAUUACGCGACCGCUUACCCGUUCAAAGUGAUUGAAAAGUCAAUAUUAUGCGUCUACUGUCACGAGAUGUACACGGACCCCGAAGUCUUUCGGAUGCACAUGGACGACGACCACAGAACUUUCAAUCUGAAACUUGCCUUCCACAAUAUACCUAAAGCCGACUACAUCAAGGUCGAUUUGUCUGAUCUCCGCUGCAGGCUAUGCGACGAAAAGCUCCCAGACCUUAACGCGACAGCCGACCAUUUGAACACUGUACACGGCAAGACGAUAGACACGAGCGCGAAACUGGGCCUCAUGCCGUUUGUGUUGCAAAAGGGUUGUUACGUUUGCGCUGUAUGUCAGUUGAAGAUGCCUUCGCUGACAGUUCUAUGUCGGCACACGAUAACUCAUUUCCUGGCCUUCGUUUGCAAAGUGUGUGGAAACAAUUACUUGACUGCCGCGGCAUUGAUAAGACACGAGCGCGCUAAGCAUCAGUCAUACGAAGUUUCGUGUAAGAUAUGCGGCGAGGUGUUCCCUAAUGCGGAUGCGAAGGACCUUCAUAGGCGUAUUGGCAAAAAAUGCUUCCCAUACACGUGUAGUAAAUGCCCGGAGCGAUUUAUUGACUGGAACACCAAGAUGUACCACUUGCAUUAUGACCAUGGGGAGGGCAAGAGGGACGCGUAUCAGUGCGACGCGUGUAGUGUCAUGUUUACUGAAGAGAAAGAGUAUUAUAUGCAUCUCAAAUUGGAGCACUCGCAGGAUUCUGCCGUUUGUACCAAUUGCGGCUUGAAGUUCACUUCCAUGUACGCUCUAAAGCGACAUCUUGCGGAUAAUUGCGAAUAAAAUUGUCAGAAUGAUUUCUUAUAUUUACGCGAACACUACACACAUUGAAUAAAACUACUUUUUAUGGAUUUUAUCGCGUUUAAUUUACUUAUUUUAUAUUCCCGACGUUUCGUUUGCGCUCCAGCAACCAUGGUCGAUAAAAUCCGUAAAAAGUAAUUUUAUUCAAAAUUGUCAGAAGUUAGAAUUGGUACCAGAAAAUAUUCCUGUAAGGGUACUGAAGCAUUGUGCGCCCGAUUUGUCUCCAGUUCUGACGCUCCUGUAAUGCCUCUCUCUUAAAACUAGAACGAUGCCCAAAUCUCGGAAGCUUGCCAAUGUGCAGCCAGUACCCAAGAAAGGUAGUCGUGCCGAUCCCUGUCAUUAUCGAUCAAUCAAAAUCGCCUCCAUACUCUGUAAAGCUAUGGAAAAGGUAUUGAACAGUAAGCUGCUGACAUACCUUGAAACAAAUGACCUCCUCAGUGAUCAUCAAUAUGGCUUCGAUGGAAUAUGGCUUUUAUGGUAUGUCACGCACUUCUGGGGCGAGGCCAUCGAGAAGAACAGUGAAGCUUUAACAGUUUCACUUGAUAUCUCGAAGGCGUUUGACAGAGCUUUGCACGCAAGUCUGCUGAGUAAGCUUCCUGCUACGGCAUCCCCGAAGAAUUUUGCAUCUGGAUAUCUGGUUUUCUGACUGAACGAUCGAUCAGGGUAGUUAUAAAUGACUGCUCUUUUGACCUAACGUAUAUUAAUGCCGGAGUUCCUCAGGGGUCUGUUUUCUCUGCGACUCUGUUUCUGCUGCACUUCAAUGACCUAUUUCUACCAGGGUAUUGGAUAUUGGGUAUGCAGAUGACAACACAGUCACAGAGAGAUUCAUGUCCAAUGCAAAAGACAGAGGGUCAGUAAUACGUUCACUCAGAGUCCAUGGUGGAGCGGAUAAAUACAACCUUAAGUCUUUUAUCCCAAUGGGGUGAUGACAAUCUGGACACUCAACGCCGCCAAAACUGAGUUCGUUUAACUUAUUUACUUAUUUUCCGAGGUACAUCUGUAGACGUUACUGAUCAUCUCAAGCUUCUCGGCAUACAGUUGAGUGCUAAACUCAAAUUUGUCGCCAACAUUGAGUCGAAAGCAUAAACUGCGGCCAAAAAACUGUGUAUUUUUAACAAGGUGAAGCUAUACUUCACGCCUGGACAGCUUCUAACUUUAUAUAAAGCUCAAGUCCGAACAUGCAUGGAGUAUUAUAGUCACCUUUAUGAUGGCUCAGCAAAUUAUCAAUUUGCCGCACUCGUAUCUGUGCAACGCAGAGCCAAGAGGUUUAUCGGCGACAAAUAGCUGAUGAAAUCUAAGCUUCACAGCUUUAGAUCACCGCCGCCAAGUUGCUUGUUUGUCGGUUUUCUACAGAUUGAACUUCGGAGAGUGUGCCCAUGAGCUUCAAAAGCUCAUACUGCCAUCUCCAUUCUCCUAUCGGAAUACCAGACGUACUCCACACUUGGUUGAAAUUCCGAUAAACGCACUAAGCGCUAUAAUUCAUCUUUCAUAAUGCGCACAGAUAAGGAGUGGAAUGCCCUGCCGGCGUUUGUUUUUCCGAGUACAUAUAACCUCAACCUCUGCAAGGUGCGUGUUAACAGGUUUCUCCUGGGCUAACUCGCUCCAUCGUAGACCUCAUCUUUGCCGCCGAGACAGAUGGAGGUCAAGAGUGAGCCUAGUUUAAUAAUAAAAACGGGUGCCGCAUGGAAACGGGAUACUUUGAACGUUUGUGCUGACAACCCUAUAGUGCGGAUCGAUAGCUGUACGGAUCCAAUACGUAGUUGAAUAAAAUAACUUGUACGGAUUUUAAUGCGCUUAAUUUUUACUUUUUUUUUUAUCAACAAAAUGGUUCAUAAAACCCACCUAAAAGAACAUGUACUGGUACUGGUAGUUGAUGUGAAGCACCGACGCUUCGUCCGACCGAAGCGUCGUUACCAUUACAUCCGAUCAUUGAUAGACUGACUACUAAUCUUCACAAAAGAACACCGAUUCCAACCAAGUAUGAUUGAUUCCCGUUGCUAUUUAAAUUAAAGAAACACCCUUAUUUUAAUAAAGACGAUGGCUGGGUGCUAAUAUUCUAGGAUUUUUUAUUGACCAAUUUACGUGUAUGUUUCUAUAUUUAUUAGUGCAAACUACGUAAACUACUUUCGUACUUUGCGGCCCCUCUGUAUUUUGCGAUUCAGCAUAAUGUAGUCAAACGGCUUAGGAUUUGUAAGUAAGCAUCUAAAAAUGUAAUCUUAUGUCAAUAGAAAUGUCAUUUUCUUCUUCUUGUAAAGGCUGUCACAUGUUAAUCAUUUAUACCUAAUAAAUUUAAGUAUA
Parnassius mnemosyne (clouded apollo) is the source of this 6660-nucleotide messenger RNA. The record is from the annotation of a GenBank genome assembly. NCBI's taxonomy places the organism in Eukaryota, Metazoa, Arthropoda, Insecta, Lepidoptera, Papilionidae.